AUGGAAGAGGAGCCCUCCGAGGAGCUGCCCGGUGGGGGCUCCUCCCCAUCCUUGGAGCAGGAGGACCCGAGGACGUCUUCCACGGCCCUGGAGGUGGAGGAGGAGAUCAUCGUGCCCAGCUCCACAGUGGACGAGGAGGAGGAGACGGUCCUGCCAAGGUCCACGUCCCUGGACGCGGAAGAGGGCCUCAGGGACUCCUCGCUCCUGCCCUCCUCCGAGUGGGAGACCUCGGAGUCCGCAGGCACGCAGGAGCAGAGCCCAAGCGACGACGGCUCCUCCGCGCCCCUGGGGAGCUCCGAGGCCAUCUCCUCGCCUUCGGCCUCCCCGCUCUCCUGGCAGAGGCAGCAGGACAGGCUGCAAGUCCUGGAGGAAGGAGAACCCGGCAGCACGGCCGUCGAGGGGGCCUGCACGGAGCAGAGCAGCACCCCUCCCCAGGGGAUCCCGGUGGAGCAGAGGAAGGCGAAGAAGAAGACGGCCACCAGGAAGGGAGCCCUGAACUACACAGUGAGGCCCGUCGUGCCGGCGGAGAAGGCAGAGCUCAUGUCUGUGGCUAAAGCCAUGCACCGGGAGAACUUUGGCAAGAACGUCAAGGACCUCUUCCACCUGGAGAAGGAGGCCGCCCUGCGCUCCAUGGAGACAGGCCUUUACAUCGGCUGGCGCUGCCCCGAGUACCUGUGGGACUGCUUCCGAGUGGGCGACGAGUCCAAGUGCUUCUGUGGGCACCUGCUGAAGAUGCAUCAGGUCUAUCGGCGGGCGACGGUGCCCUGCGCGACCCCCGAGUGCCGCUGCCAGGGCUUCACGUUCAUCCCCUCGCGCCCGGAGGAGGUGGGCGAGUUCUGGCUGCGCAGGAGGACGGGCUUCGAUCCGGCGGCCUGGCGGGCGAGGUGCCGCUGCAAGCACACGCACGAGGAGCACUCGCCGGCCGGUGCGCGGGCCUGCGGGGCCCGAGGGUGCUCCUGUGCGGCGUUCACGUCCGGCUUCCUGUGCGCAGCUUGCGACCGGCGCUGGGAGGAGCACGAGACCUUCUUCGAGUCGGAGGAGACACGCCGCAAAGGCGGCCGGCCGUACGGAGCAGCUUAUCUGCCCUUCGCCGAGAUGCCGGGCCUGCGCAACGCCGUGCUCACGGGGCACGCCGAGGACGCCUCCGCCCACCAGGCCCUGCCUGCCGCCUCCGCCUCACGUGCUCUGCCUCUUCCCCCCUCAGGGCCGCGGAGGCCGGCGCAGAAGGACGACAAGAAGGCCUGA
This is a messenger RNA of Varanus komodoensis (Komodo dragon), 1245 nucleotides long. RefSeq names its product family with sequence similarity 221 member B (gene FAM221B). The transcript is spliced from 6 exons. NCBI's taxonomy places the organism in Eukaryota, Metazoa, Chordata, Lepidosauria, Squamata, Varanidae. The record is from RefSeq and is a predicted model, not a curated record. Bases 1 to 1245 code for a protein of 414 amino acids.